UCUUCCCACUGAUGGCGCUUCUGUGAAUUCUAUCGUUUUUCGAUAAUUCUAUCAAUUUGUAGCCAGCUCUAUUGCACAUGCUGGAUUUUUUUAAUUUUUGAGUGGAAAAAAGUCUUAGAAAGUAAAUUUAUUGACCAUAAGUGAAGAUCCAGGGCGUUUGAAAAGAUAUUGAGGGAAAAGAUCGUGAAAAGCAUAAAUUCUGCAGUGUUGAAAGGCUCGACGAAAUCAAAUGUAAAUCAUUUUUGCGAAAUAGGCGUGCUCAGUUCGGAUGUGAAGUCGCAUUUUACUGGUGAGAUUUUCGUGGGAGACGUCUCGUUUGGUCAAGCAUUAUUAGAAAAUGGAUAAGCCCGAGCUACACAGCUUUAUGGGGCCUCCGCCGGCUGUAGCCAAUUCCAGCAACAACAAUGCUGCUGCCUCUUUUCCAGAGGCGUCAUCGGCUGGCGAUAAAAGUGCACCCCCUCCCAAGCGAAUUAUCAAGAAAAUUAACCUGGACUUCAAGAAGCUCAAGGAAUCUGGGCUCGAUCGCAAGCUGGCCGAGGCUCUGAGCAAACAUAGUCCAGGAGCCAAGCCGGCAAAGUCUUCAAUCCCCUCUGCUCCUGCUGCUGCAGCUGCAUCUGCAUCUGCAUCGCCCUCGACGUCGACUGCUGCGCAACAGAAGCCACAAUUGCGUCAGCCUGCGCCACAGCCAAUAAAAAAGAGAGCAAUGGUGUCGGAUUAUAUUGAAAAAAUAGUGCCUGGCCAGACGAAUGUGGACAGUUCGAUGCAUGUUAAGGCUCUGCUUAAAAGCCGAAUCCUUAACAAGAGUAUGGGUGGUAUGCCGGCCAAGUAUUCAGCAUCCCGACCACCGCCAUCUGCUGCUCUGGGAUCCCCUGACUCAUCGCCCACACCUGGGGUUUUCUCGGUGCCCAUAGCCAAGGCGGAUGUAACAGUGCGCCAGAAGCAGCCACCAUUGCUGCUCAAUUUGGUGAACAAGUUACCCAAAUGUCGGUCCCUGUGUACGUCUUCUAGUUACAGUAGUCAAAAAAGAAGCACUUCCAAGGAACAGCAGGGGGUUCCACCAAAGGCUCCUGAGAUUUCUCAAAAGCCUGCUCCUUCAACUCCAGUAGUGCCUCAGCGGAAUUGCACAAAUACCAUCCAGGAACAUAAUAACAUGACAACUAGUCCUCACCCGCUUCCUCCACCACAGCUAACUCCUCAAACUCCAAUCGUUCUACCACAAAGCAGCAAAAGCUCUCUGCCUCCAUUGAUUGUGCUGGAGAACAAAGUGCUGUCCCCGGAUGAGAAGAUAGACUUGAGUAGCCUUGCCAUUCAACAGGUGAAGCCCCUGGAAAAGACCGAUGUGAUUUCUCCUCCAGUUCAGGCACCAAUCUCCACAAAUCCGGCAAAGGGCAAGGUAAUCCUAAGCACCCAAAAGCUGAAGCUGUCACGCGAGAAGCUCUCUGAGAUGGCCAACGAGAUUCGCAACCAGGUGAAGAAGGUGGAAGCUAUCCCGCAGCUCGAAACAGUUCCCACAUUCAAUGCAUCAUUGAAUACCAAACCCAGUAAUGUGGAACCAUUAACCAUUAAUAAGGAAUGCACUCCCGAAGUCUAUAAUUCAACCAUGGAAACCCCGACUGUAAAAUCGGGAGAUGUGUCCCUCUUUUCAUCCCCAGUUAAACAAUCAAAGGAAUUGCUGUCUUCGGAGUCUGUUGAGGUUUCCACUGAUACUCUAUUGAUUACAGAGCCGGAGGAAGUGCCUGUAUAUAAUCCUUGCACCCCAGAACCAGAAGAGUUGCUUGAAGUUACAAAUAUAGAGACCAAAACUGCGACUCCAGAGACAAAUCAGUUGUCUAAAGAAGACACUUCUACUUCCACAUCCAAGGUUUUGUCCGCCGUAGACUUCAUAGCCCAGCUCACAGCUGAAAAUACUCUGGACGACAGCAGUUUCAUGGAAUUAUCCCCCGAAGAACAGCGUUUGAAUGCCCUUUUUGGAGGCGGCGGCGGCUUCGGUGUUUCUUCUGCAAUGCCCGUACAAGAGCCGGAGAAGGUUGAAGUGAAUACGGAAAUUCAAAAGGAACUCCCAAGGCCCGAGCCGACUGUCUUUGUGGAAACCCCGGCAGAUGAGGAGCUGGCGAUUGGAAAGAUUUUGAAAAUGGAUGACGUGAAUAUAUUGCACGCCACAUUGGAUGUGAACAGUGAUAGUACCAACAUUCUUCGCAUAAGUCCCAAUGCUGUAAAGUUGCAGAAGAGUGUCGAAGUCUUGGAGAAGAUUGCGGAAGAACCAAACUAUGUGGAGGCCGAUGAGGUUCCUAGCGAAAAACCAAAUCUUGCUGCCAAUAUCUUAGUAGAACAACCAAAAAAUUCAAAUGACGUGGAAGUGCCUUCGGAGAUGAGAGAUCCGGAACCAGAAAAGGAGGUAACUCCACCUGUAAGGAAGCAGCCGAUGAGGUCCAAGAGAGCCAAGAUUAAUUUGGUCCAACGGACUAAAAGACCGAGUGCUGCGAAGGCGACUGAAGCCAAGAGACCCAAGCCAGAGUUUGAGGAAAAUGAUGAGCCGGCGGCUGAGGCAGAGCGAAAUGGAGAUAUGGAGAUAGAGGUAAUUGCUAAUUUCGAUAAUCCAACCUCAGACAUAGUUAGCCCUAAUGUAUCUAGUAUUACAAAUAAUCCAAAGGUGUCAUCAGAUGAGGGGCGGAGUAAGGAAGUUAAUGAUUUGGGAGUAGAACCCGACAAAGAACAAUCGCAGAGAACCACGCAGCAGGAUGAACCAGAAGUGGAGGAGGAAGAAAAUGAAGGUGCAUCGAAACCGCCAACCGACAGGGACCUAACCCAGCUGUAUCAUCCACCCAAAAUGCCAAAGAACAAAUCCCGCAAACAAAAUCAAAACCUGGAGUUAUUGGAUGAUCCACAACCCUCCACAACUGGCAGCAAUGUAUCCUUAAUAGACAUCCUUUCCCAGGAGCAACCUCCGCCGCAGGGCGAAGCCAAGAUACCAUUUCGAAAGGAGCCUGAAGAAGGGGAUAGCAUAACAUGUUCAACACCAGAAGCAAAGGGAAUCCAAAACCUAAUAAGCCACCUGGAAGCCGAAAAGGUGCCCACACAGACCAAGAAGACCUCUCCCAGUUCUGAAGAAACUCCGAAGGUGGGGUCACGAAAAAAGCUCGUUAAAACGCGUCCAAUUCUUGGCAAGAGAUCCGCCAGAGUCGCUCAAAACUCCCAGCCAGAAAAGACAACCAGUUGCAUUGACCCAGUCCCAAUUAGUAUAGAUGUUAGAAGUCGUGUCCCCACUUCCAGUACCAGUGACGAUGAUAGAUCCGAGACAGUCGAAUUGGAGGAGAAACGCACUCGAACUCCAGUUCUUUCUUUUCAAAUUGCACAAAAAAAGAUCAAUGAAACGGACAUUAGCGACGAUGCUUCUCCAGAUCACGAUGAGACUGAGGACGAGCAGCUGUCCCAUGUAAAAAAGCCACAAGCUAUGCCGGAGGUUACCAAAAGCGAGGAGAAAGUUGAAAUUCAUAACCAAGGAGCUGAUGAUUCCGACAGCAGUAGCCCUAGGGAUUUUUCAGAAAGUGUAGCCAUUAAUGAGGACUUAAUACAAGAAGAACAUCCAUCGGAAGAGCCAACAAAGGAUGUUUCUUCGGAACCAGGUGGCGGAGACACCUCCAGUGUAGUUGAGGAGAAUUUGGAAGACUCUUUUAGGAAACUGAAAGAUGCAAAGACUGUGAUAAACGAAAAGGUUUCACCAAUUCCCGAAAAUAGUACAAGAAGGAGCAGAAGGUCUACAAAAAAAGCUUCAGAGAAAGAACUUUCCAAACGUGAAAGUGAAAUUGAAAAUAAUGUUUCGACAGAAAAACAGGAAGAAUCGACAGUUGAAAAAUCAAAAGGGAAACGACAGUCUAGGGCGAGUUUAAAAGCUCAAAAAACCCUGAUUCUUCCAGAGGAGUCUAAGGAAUCAGAGAUAUCCAUUGCGGUUUCGUCCGCCGCGGAAGAAACUAAGAUUCCUGAAGAGCCAACUACUUCCGUCAAAUCCCUACGUCAGCGGCAAUCUCGAAGUAGAACCCCAAAAGUGGCUAAUAUUUCAACAGGAGAGAUUUCUCAACCUACAGAUAGUUCUGUAGAAAAUAUAGAAACAAAAGAGGAAAAAGAAUCAGCCUCUGACAAUUGCAAAAGUAAACGAAAGUCCCGGUCUUGCAACUCUAAAAAAACAGUCUCAAAGGAUUUGGAAAAGGUGGAAGAUAACGAGAACACCAAGACUGUAACUGGAGAUAAAAAAGUUCCGGAUGAAGAUAAGUCUGCAGAGGUAGCAUCUAAGAAGCCAAGCAGAAAACGAGCAUCUCGAAGUAAGACACCAAAAUGUAUAGAAGCAACUCCACCGGCUGAGAAACCUAUUAAUAGUAGCGAUAAGCAAGGAGAAGGAGAACUAUAUGAAACUCCACAGACAACCGAAGAACCUGAGAUUAUUCCACAAACUAGGGAAAAACGUAAAUCUAGAAGUAGAAAAGCGAUUCCAGAUAAAUCAAAAGAUUCACAGGAGCGGGAGAAUCCUGUAUCAAAGCCCGAAGAAGUGGACACAUCACAAAGUGUCACUACGAAUCUAACAGAAGUUUCUACAACCGAAGAAUCUGCAGAUAAAACUGAAGAUUUGGCUAAAGAAAGUGUUCCAGAAGAAUUUAAACUUCCUGAAAAGAGUGUGAAACCUAAAGCAACUCGAAGAUCAAGGAUUAAAGAGUCGCAACCCGAGUCACUUCAAAGUCCUGUGAUAAAUCAAGAAGUAGCUAAUGAGUCCGAUGUCGUUCCAAGUCCAGUUCAGUCCAAAAGACAAAGAAGAAGUCGCUGCGCUGAGCCGAAGUAUGUGGAUGAAGCUAAUUCUGCAAUGAAACGGAAGUCGAGGUCCCAGCCGGACCCGGAAACCGCUCCCAUACCGCUCCCCAAAGACGAAGAAAUCCAGACCCCCAAAAGAAGAAGAAAAGAACCCGAAACGCCAAAAGCUGAAGAUGUUGAACCUCCAUCGUUGGACACUCCAAAGACUCCUGCGAGAAGGGGAAGGAAGCGAGCAGCCGAAGCGGACUGUGAACUAGCCAAGAAACUGAAGGAAGAAGGUAUCACGGUUACUCCCUUUAAUCUGCGCCUGCUACUCGUCCGUAAAAGGGAGCAGUUGGAAACCGAAGAGGUAGUGACAUGCGAGGGUGAAGGUGAUGGGCCUCUGCAAUGCGGCCUGUGCCUGGCUCGCAGCUCGACGGAGAAUUGGCAAAAUCACUUGUUGGAGCACUACGGAGUGGGUUGGCUCAUUGAGAACACGCCGGAGUUGAUAACACGUUCCUCGGCAAUGGCGAUGAUGAAGGCCUUUCUACAGAAAAACCCCGAAAAGCGGCUGGUGUGCCGCAUGUGCAACAACAAGUUGACCUCUGCCCAGGGUAUGAUCCUGCAUCUGGAGAGCUGUGCCAAAAAACUUGCGGCAGUUGAAGAUACCUUUAAUGUGCGUCUGCUACUCAUCCGUAAAAGGCAGCAACUGGAAACCGAGGAGGAGUUGACCGACGAGGGCAAAGGUGAUGGUCCACUGCAAUGUGGCUUGUGUCUGGCUCGUAGCACCACGGAGAAUUGGCAGAACCACUUGUUGGAGCACUAUGGAGUGGGUUGGUUCACUGACGAACAGCCGGAGGCCAUCACACGUUCUUGGGUAAUAAGGAAGAUGAAAGAUUAUCUUAUUAUAAACCCCGAAAAACGUUUUGCUUGCCGCAUGUGCAACCAUCAACUAACUACUGCCAUGGGUAUGAUGCUCCAUUUGGAGAACUGUGGCCGGCAGCGGGUGGAAUGCGAGUUCUGUCGAAAACUUUACGCAUUCAUGUCGCUGCCGCAACAUUUGCGAACCUGUCCCAGGAGGCCCAAGGAUGGAAUUAAAGAAGAACAGGGGAAGGAAAUAAAGGAACCAGUGUCCUGCCAUGCGUCUGCUGAAAGUACCUUCAGUGCGCGUCUGCUACUCAUCCGUAAACGGGAGCAACUGGAAACCGAUGAGGUGCUGACCAACGAGGGCGAAGGAAGUGGUUCCCUGCAAUGUGGUCUGUGUCUGGCUAGUAGCACAUCAGACAAUUGGCAGAACCAUUUGUUGGAGCACUACGGAGUGGGUUGGUUCAUUGACGAACAGCCAGAGAUCAUCACACGUGGUUUGGUUAUAAAGAAGAUGAAAGAUUUUCUCCAGAAAAACCCGGAAAAGCGACUUGGUUGCCGCUUGUGCAACCAACAACUCACCUCCGCCAUGGGAAUGAUGCUCCAUUUGGAGAACUGUGGCAGGCAGCGCGUGAAAUGCGAAUUCUGUAAGAAACUGUACGCAUCUAUGACGCUGCCGCAACAUUUGCGAGUCUGUGCCAAGCGUUCCAUGAUCGAGAAAGCAAAUGAACAAGAUCCAGCGGAGGAGUCCAAGGAGUUAGUUUAUAGUAAUGCCGGCAGAGCUAAGCGCAAGUCCACAAUAAAGGCGGAAACAAAGCUGAAGAAAAUCGGUGAAGCCCUAACCAGUGAAAAUUCAGCGAUGGAAACCGACCAGCAGAAAGAUUUCGAUGGCGACUCUUCCGACUAUGAUAUGGCAAUGGAUAAGGAGUCAUCGGAUGAAUAUGCAUCGGAGGGCGCAGACUCUAACGAGGAUCCAAUUCUUAGCGAAGCUGAGAGCGAGGGCAAGGGCAACAAGAGAUCCAAAAAGUCAAAGGCAAAUGAUGCCAGCAGAAAAAAGAAUUCUCGCAAACGACCAGUAUUUCUGGGUGACGUGUCAGAGAAACCUUUGUUUUCUCGUUACAUUAACUUGGAGCUUAGGAUAGAGAAUAGAUGGAAGAAAUUCCUGCAAAUCAGUUAUGCCAAAGGAUCCUUGUUCCCGCAAUUCGAACCCAGUUACUCCAUAAUCUCUCUCGAAGAAGCCCAAACGCUGCUGCCCUCGAAUGAUUCUAAAUCCAUGAGAUAUGCUUUUGGUGGCGCCGAAAAAUCAGGUGAUUGGAAACAAAUGGGACUCUUUGAGGGUUUCAUGAAUGACGGUGAAUAUAUUGGCUAUCUUGGCGGAGCCAUUAAACAAUUGGCGUGGGCUCCUCUGCCUUCGCAAGUUAAGACCCAAUACCUACUGUGCUCCCUGCGAACAAAGUUGAAGAGCUAUACGAAGCAUGUCAAAAUAGAGGGAAAGGAGGAUGCUCUGCUGAUGCUGCUGAAAUGCUCAGUACCUGAUCAUAAUCCCAGUGAUAAUUUUUCCGCUCUUCAACUGGACCUCCACUACGGAGUUCGAGUGCCAAACGGACCAGUUCACAGCUUCGUCUUUAUGCCCAGUGGUGGCUACGAUGAGUCAACCAAUCGGUUAGGAUUACUGGCAGUGAGCAAUUCCAUGAGCGAUGUCCACAUCUACGCCCUGCCUUUGAACCUUCCAGGAGAUGAGCAGACUGGCACAGAAAGCAAUGUGAUUCAACUAAAUUCACUUCUGACCCUUAGCUUGGAUAUAACCAAUCCAGUGCAGGAUCAAUGCACUCGCAUUUGUUGGUCUCAGGCGCGGGGGCACAAUUUCCUUGUGACAGGCUAUGCCAAGGGAAACGUUGCCUGUUGGGAUAUUGGCGACACAGAAGGCCUCAAUUGCAUCAAGCAGGACAACCAACUCUACAUUGCUCCUUUGAAUUUCUUCUUCAUAGGCGAACGAAAUAUUCAGUAUUUGGAUCUUCAUUACGAUGCCAACGGACCACGUUGGUUGGCGGUCGGCACCAAUGUGCGCCGCUUUUGUAUUUUCGAUAUUAAAAACUGGUCACAACCGUAUCCCUUGGUAGAGGGCUCCAGUAUCAGCCACCUGUAUGUAACCAGCUUGUUUUGGUCGCCCAUUUGUGAGACAAUAAUUGUCGGCAGCAAUGAGCUGUUUGUGAAUCGAAUGACCCGCAAUCUGGCACUGAGCCCUUCCGGCAUUAACUACGACUACAAGACCCUUGAGAGUACGGUGUCAAGUACUCGUGCAAUGCACUCGAAUAUCCAGAAAAAUUACUUGGUUUUGGGGACGGACAACGGGGACUUGGUGUUCGUGGAUGAGCGCGAUUUAAACUUUCCACCAGCUCUUAAUAAGUCGGCGUUUAUUGUACGAGCCGUUUCCACCCUGGACUUGGUUCACUUGAGUGAAGCAACUUCAGAUCCCAAGGAUCCCAUUACCCCGGAGACCUUUUUUCGGGACUAUGCUUUGCGAAUAAAGCCUGUAGUUCCCGUGCAACCGAAAGGUAGAACCACAUACUUGAGUGAGAAGCGCAUGCCAAAAAACCUUACCAGUUUGCCCCUGACUCGAUACAACUGCGUUCACUGCAAUUGGAACAGUCCCGCCAACUCCUUGGUGGCCGUGGGCACCGAACACGGCCUGCUGCGUAUUCUCAACUUUCAGCGGGAUAAGUUCUUUCAAAGACAGCCCUAGUAGUUGUUACCCUCUGAACGAAGCACUCAUCUGAGAUUAUAAUUUAUUGUUUCUACUCAUUAAGCUGAUUAGUUGUUAGGAACUAGUUAUUGAAGUUAUAUGUGAAAAUUGUAUAAUUAUGGUUUAUUUAUAGCUGUUGUAAAAAUAUAAAUACUGCGAUUUUAUAUGGAGUUAUCUUAGUAUUUAGAAAUAAUUAUAAGUCUAAUGUGCUUCGCAAACAAAGAAUACAUUUUGUAUUAAAAUUAAAAAUUUUCAUGGA
Molecule: messenger RNA, 8642 nt
Organism: Drosophila ananassae
Lineage: Eukaryota; Metazoa; Arthropoda; Insecta; Diptera; Drosophilidae
Product: titin
Exons: 11
Coding region: 338-8383 (2681 amino acids)
Biological process (GO): transcription by RNA polymerase III
Cellular component (GO): transcription factor TFIIIC complex
Molecular function (GO): protein binding
Source: RefSeq, a predicted model, not a curated record